AUGUCUCGUAGUUGCCCUUCCUCUAAUAUUCGUACUGAUCAUUUUUAUUCUGCAGAAGAGAAUAAUACAAAUGCCAAUAGUCUUUCUACUUCUUGCCAAAUAUACAAAUAUUGCAAUAAAGAUGUUGUUAACUUAGUUGAUUAUUUGAAAGAAUAUUUGAAUAUAUGUAAUUCUUUUUCUUAUAAACUUCGAGAAUCAACUAAUUUAAUUACAAGAAGUGCAAAGCAAAUGUGUUCUCAGUUUAUAACUAAUUUUUUGGAUAGUAUGCCUCAAAAUGACAAAAUUAUUUUAGAUAAAAAACUGGCUAAUUUUUUUUACUUAUCUGCUAUUCUUUUUCUACAAUUGAAAAUCCAUAUUGAAUUGAUUUUAUAA
Molecule: messenger RNA, 372 nt
Organism: Dentiscutata erythropus
Lineage: Eukaryota; Fungi; Glomeromycota; Glomeromycetes; Diversisporales; Gigasporaceae
Source: the annotation of a GenBank genome assembly